Messenger RNA from Colletotrichum chrysophilum, 933 nucleotides. RefSeq lists its product as uncharacterized. The transcript is spliced from 4 exons. Lineage: Eukaryota; Fungi; Ascomycota; Sordariomycetes; Glomerellales; Glomerellaceae. The record is from RefSeq and is a predicted model, not a curated record. The coding region runs from base 1 to 933 and encodes 310 amino acids.
AUGUCAUCUUUCAACCGAAUCGCUGUUUAUGGCCAUCGCGGCUGGGGAAGCUCCCGAAUCGUGAAGGCAUUGAUCGCCUCCGGCGCGCCAGUCAGGGUACUGACCCGUCCUGGAUCAGAUGUAUCCAGCCUUCCAGAUGAUGUCGAGAAGGUCAAAGUAGAUGUCAACGAUGAGGAACGUCUAGUCGGCGCCCUCAAGGACAUAGACAUCGUCAUCUCACUUGUUGGUCAUGAGGGGGUUCAGAGACAGCAUGGCUUCGUAAAAGCCAUUCCGAAGACCAAUGUAAAGCUGUUCUCGCUAUCCGACUUGGCCGCCCGCUACGAUGAGCAGGGCAUGCGUAUCGCCGUCAACAAGAAUAAGGACGAGGUCGAGAGGGCGGCGAAGGCCGCAGGCAUCUCAACUACGGUUGUCCUCGUCGGAAACUUUGCAGAGUUUGCGCUGAACACGCUUGGCAUGGGUGUCGACAUAUCAGGGAAUCGACUCAUCAACUCCGCCAACAGCGCUGAGGCUAAAGUCAACUUGUGCACAAGAGACUACGUGGCGGCGGCCUAUGUGUCCAUCUUCACCAAGACGCCAAUUGCUCAAAUUCAAAAUCGGGCCAUAGCUUUGACAGAACUCUCACCCACAGGAGGAGACGUUGCAAAUGCGCUGAAGGAGAGGAACGGAGAGCCACCUCAAGUAUCUAACCACAGCCUGGAGAAGAUCAACAGAGAGAUUGAGGAUGGGCUUGCUUCAGGCAGUCUGUUUACCCUGUCGUGGUACUGUCGCAAAAUAUGGGGCACAGGCCAGCAGGCGCAGAUGGUUGGAACAGAUCUCUGGGAGGUCGAGGGGUACAAGAAGGCGACUUUGAAGGACUUGAUUGUGGAUGGAAAGCUUGAGCACUACCGCGAGAUGCCACCUCAAGUCAGAGAGUACUUUGACAGCUGUUUUUGA